AUACUUGUUUAAGUGCGGAAAGUUGUAUUGGAAGUUGGGUCCAAUUGGCAAAGUCUUAGGCUGAACUUGGCAAAUUGCUGAAUGAGCUACAUUUCAGGGCUCAAUGGUGCCGAAUGCACGUACAUCGAGGAAUUGCUCGAUGAACAAGUCGGUGCUCCAGCUCACCGGCUUUGUUCAGAUUGUCGCGUUGACGUAAAAGGAAUGUCCAAUGUGAAACAUGCUUCUUCUGUGCAAGAUUUAUUGUACAUGAUCUUGAAUUUUAGUUGCCCUGUGCACUUUGCACAGCGAUAGUUGAAUCGAACAUGCACUUUUAUAUUGUUCAAUCAUAUAUGAGGAUUGCUAAACGAACAACGGUUUAGUGUUUGGGAGAGCGCAUGCAGGUGUUAUCAGUUGCCUGAAGCGACAACGCAUAAGCCUGCACUCCCUGUACAGAUCGUGUUUGUAACAGUCUUUUCCGAUCAACAAGAUCCCCUGAUUCAACACAUCCAAAGCCCUCUCGUCUGUCGCAAAAAAGUUGUCAGGUGGUUAAUCCGAGUAUCAAGGAUGAUUAAAUCCAAACAAAUAUCGACAAUGAAUCGGUCGACAAAA
Molecule: messenger RNA, 588 nt
Organism: Plasmopara halstedii
Lineage: Eukaryota; Oomycota; Peronosporomycetes; Peronosporales; Peronosporaceae
Exons: 1
Coding region: 82-291 (69 amino acids)
Source: RefSeq, a predicted model, not a curated record